AUGAGCAAAAGCACUGGACAAGGUGGAUCGACUAAUGAGCUACUCGAUAACCGAGCUAAGUAUGGCUGCUUUGGUCCUUUUCCAAACACAAUGGAUUCUAACGACAUACCAUUAUGUGGGCCAUAUAUUAAUUUUAAUAGUGCUCAAGAUAAAAGAAGAAGAUUAAUGAGAAAUGGCUCAGACAUCCCUAUUGAUUUAUCAGACUCUACUUCGCCUCAUCCUACCCUCGAUCUUAAUAGACUUCCAAUUCCUACUCAAGUUCCUCUUCCUGACGUAGAGGUUGAUUCUCCAUCCUCUUCGUCGAAAAUUAGAAAUACUAUGGUGGUGGGCAACAUAUUGGGCUUCGAGGUCGAGGAUGACAACUCGAUUCUUAAGGAAGUUCUUGGUGAGGAUGGUGAGAACCAAAUUAUACAAUGA
Molecule: messenger RNA, 417 nt
Organism: Lactuca virosa
Lineage: Eukaryota; Viridiplantae; Streptophyta; Magnoliopsida; Asterales; Asteraceae
Source: the annotation of a GenBank genome assembly